Messenger RNA from Patella vulgata (common limpet), 3422 nucleotides. Its product is annotated as 17-beta-hydroxysteroid dehydrogenase 14. The record is from RefSeq and is a predicted model, not a curated record. Gene Ontology annotation, cellular component: cytosol. The transcript is spliced from 9 exons. Lineage: Eukaryota; Metazoa; Mollusca; Gastropoda; Patellidae. Gene Ontology annotation, molecular function: estradiol 17-beta-dehydrogenase [NAD(P)+] activity. The coding region runs from base 128 to 949 and encodes 273 amino acids. Gene Ontology annotation, biological process: steroid catabolic process.
GUUAGUGUCUAUUUAUAGGUUAUCAACAUUGACACACAAAAAAGUCACAUGGCUUGACGGAGACAAUAAUAGGACAGUUAUUGCCUUUAUCAUAUUUUGUAAACCAUUCAGCUAAGAGCAAGCAAAUAUGGCAGCAAAUAAUGGCUUACGUUACAAAGACAAAGUGACAAUUGUGACUGGCGGUUCAAAAGGAAUUGGGUUAGGAGUAGUGCAGGUUUUUGUCAAAAAUGGAGCCAAAGUUGUAUUUUGUGCCAGAAGAGAGGCAGAAGGUAAAGAGGUUGAAGCAGAGAUGAAUAAAUUAGGUCUUGGUGAAGCACUGUUUAUACCAUGUGAUGUAUCGAACGAAGAAGAAAUAAAGAAUUUAAUUGAGAAGACAGUAGCCAAAUAUGGUAGAAUUGAUUGCCUUGUCAAUAAUGCAGGUUAUCAUCCUCCUCACAUGCCAAUAGAUGACUUUAGUUCAGCAGAUUUUAGAGAAUUAUUAAAUGUUAAUCUUGUUAGUUACUUUAUAGCAUCAAAAUAUGCCUUACCAUAUCUUAGAAAGGUUGAAGGUAAUAUAAUCAAUAUGUCUAGCUUGGUUGGUCAGAUUGGUCAGUUUGGAGCAGUUACUUAUGUUGCCACAAAGGGUGGAAUAAGUGCUAUGACAAGAGCUUUAUCAAUAGAUGAAGCUAAAUAUAAUGUUCGAGUUAAUUCAGUGUCUCCAGGAAAUGUUUGGACUCCCAUGUGGGAUUCUGGUGCUCAAGCCACACCAAAUCCUGAGAAAACCAUUGAAAAUGGCGCCAAUAGUCAGUUAAUGGGACGGUAUGGCACUCUGGAAGAGAGUGGUACAGCUUGUCUAUUUUUAGCAGCAGAUGCUACUUUUUGUACUGGUAUUGACCUAAAUCUUUCUGGUGGAGCAGAACUCAACUAUGGCAUCAAAACAAUGCGAGGGGAAAAGGAACUACCAUUUUAAUAAUAGGGUUCAAUCUCUCAGAUAUUGAUCAGUAUUUUAAACUAAAUAAUGCGUGAAGUCUUUAAUGACAUUGUUUUCUUAAUUGCUGAGGACAAAGAUUGAAGCAAAUUUUAGGAGCACAAAGGUUACUUUUUAAUAGAAAUUGUUAGGGUAAAUGUUAUUUGUUAUUUUUGAUUUGAAUCCAAGUGAUAAUGUAAAUUAUUAGAUACUGUAUGAUGGUGUGUAUGCAUGCUCUAUGUUUUGUCUAUAUUUGAGCUUUGGAUCAGGCAACUUAUAUACAGCAAGUAUACAAGUAUUGUUUGUUAAAGUCUUCCUUUUAAUAAUAUUAUAAAGUUUAUAUUAUAUAUUUUGAAUAUACAGAUAUUUUUAUGCAACAGAAUUUUGGAAUGAUAAUAUUUAUAAAGUCAUGCAUCUAAAACACAGAAUACCUUAAACUGUAAUUCGGGUAUCAUUUACUCUUGAUUUAAAAUCACCAAAAUUCAUCUAAUUUGUUUUUGUGUCCAGUUUAAAGCUGACCAUUCAAUUUUGAUAACGAGUGUCCAAUUUACAAGCGUUUAAUUUCUCGAUCACUAUUAAAAAAAUAAACAACCCAAUUGAUUAUUGAUGUAUAAUGAUUAAUUUUUGAACAGUAGUCAGGAAAUUAAAUACUUAUAAAUUGAACACUCAUUAUCAAAAUUAAUCAGUCAGUUAGCUGGACACAAGUACAAAUUAGAUGAAUUUUGGUGAUUUUAAAUGAUUUUUACGAAUUUUUAAACAAAGAUUUGAUAUUAAACGAAUGUGAAAGAAAUUAGUGCUAGAUACACAAGAUUAAAUGAUACACUGGUUACAGUAUUAUGGAUUAUAGCAAAGCCUGGAAAUAAGGUACAAAUUCAGACUCUUUCAUGCACUAAUUUUCUAGUGCCUGCCAUUUUGCCAGUCACAGAUUUUUCUAUUUUAUAUAAUUGUUUUUAUAUAGUUAAUACUUGUUGGGCAGUAAAGUAAAAACAGUAAAGUACCACUUUUGCAAUGAUUAUUUCCAGGUCUGAUUAGAGCAUUGUGUUUUGAAUGAAGUUCAUUGUCUUUUGUUAGUUUAAAGGUGACAAGUCGCUAACUCAAUGAUAUAUCAUCCACAGUCUUGAACAUUGCAAACACAACUUCUUUGUCAAUUUAAAUCAACAUUGAUGUUGUUAGCUUACCAUGAAAAGAUGGGCUUCUGAUAUCCAAUAUUUAAGACAAAAGCCAAACCAUUCAGUUUGGACUCUUCGAAUAUUUCGCUGAACAUAACUGAUUAGAAAUUACAGUAAAAACAGAAACGAUUGAAUGUAAUCAGUUUAUAUACAUUCAUAUUACAUUAUUCUAUGCAUUCUGACCUAUUUGUGUCCCAUUUCUAGUUGCUAUAGAAUCGCAAUUUAGCACCUUUAAACUGACUUUAAUAUUGUUUUGUCUUGUUUAACACACAGGCUUUAUAGUCAUCAUCAAAAAUUAUGUAAAUAACUUUAUUUAUCUGUUUGUAAUUUAUAGGGUGGGUUAGAUGGCCGAAUGGUUAGCACGUGCGCGCUGUAUCAUAAGGCCUGUCAUUGAGUCAACUGGCGUGGUUUCGAAUCCCCGGUUGUACGUGACAAGGAGUAGGGUCGCCUGUUCAACCUCGUUGGUUAUCUCCAGGUCCUCCUGUUUCCUCCCAUUGCUAAAGACCCCUACACGCAAGCGUAUUAUUGAAAUAAAAUUAAACCACAUGUUAGUCCCGAAAUGACUUAGUUUGUGUCGAGUGGACAUAAAACCCCAUUUCUCUCUCUCUCUCCUUGAAUUAUAAUAUAGCUUCAAUUUUAUAAUAUUAACUUUGUUAAUCAUUGUUGUGUGUGUGUGUGUUUUGGCUGUUAAUUUUUAAAAUUAAAUUCGUAUAUUUUUUAAUUUGCAUGAAUCUUUAUUUAUAUCUAUGUAUUUUAUCUAGUCAAUUUUGAGCAAAUUAUUUAGGAAUCAUAUUUAUUAUACUGUCCAUUUAAAUUCAAUAUUCACUUAUAAAUUGAUCCUAUAUUGCCAUUAUUUAAAUUAGGCUGUCAACAUUGAUUCUGGUCAUGGUUUUAUUUUGUUACUGGGUUAUGCCCCUUAGUCCAAAAACAUCAAAAAUUUGGGGAUGCUCGAUUGUCAGUCUGGAACGAUCCGAAUUGAGUAGGAUGGAAUUCAGUCCUGUCACAGUUAUGUCAGUCCCGACAACGGAGGCAGUGUGUGUAGAAUCGUGACGUAAUUAAACACAACGAAAUAUGUUUCAGCUAUCAUGGUUGGUUGAGAUAUUAUCUUAUGUAUUUGACGCAUGUGUUGUUGCACGAAAUCCCCCUUUUCACUUGAUUGUCACUUUUUUUUUGGGAUUGAGAAAAUUCCAUUCCAGAACGUUAUGGAGUAUCCCCAUUGUGUAAGGUCAAAUUCCUUGGAUAACUUUGGUCUGUUAUUUAUUGUUGUAAAAAAAAAAAAUUAAUAUUAAAAGAUUUUACUUCGUUUA